CAGAAAGAACAGUCAAAAUGCAGGCAGGGCACAGGACAAAGCAUAUGUAAUAAUCAUUUAAAAAAAAAUGAAAUUUUUUAAAAAUUUCAAAUUUGCCGCCGGUUCCGGCGCCCGUACGUCCCGACGUCACAGGGACCAGAACACGGAAGCCGGCAUCGGCCGGAGAAGAUGGCCGGGGACGCUGCAGGGGACACAUUGUGGGAGCGAAGGACAAGGUAAGUGCUGCAGGGACUCCCUGAGGAACGCCGCAUGGUAAGCCCGAGUGUAGCUCGGGGUUACUGCUCUUGGUA
Messenger RNA from Staurois parvus, 290 nucleotides. NCBI's taxonomy places the organism in Eukaryota, Metazoa, Chordata, Amphibia, Anura, Ranidae. The record is from the annotation of a GenBank genome assembly.